GUUGUUUAUUAAAUUACUUUAAUUUAUAUAUAGGUUAUGGGGAAGUGCUGUUGUUUGUGGGUGCAUUUCUUUUUCUUGUUGUGGUGUACAGCAAAGGCUUGGUCUCAACAACGAGACCCAUCACAAGUGCCAUGCUUCUUCAUCUUUGGGGACUCACUGGUUGACAAUGGUAACAACAAUGGCAUCCUCACUCUUGCCAGGGCAAACUACAUGCCCUACGGCGUCGAUUUCCCGUCCGGCACGACUGGCCGGUUCACCAACGGCCGUACUUUUGUGGACAUUCUAGCUCAACUUCUAGGGUUUGAUAGCUACAUUCCACCUUUUGGAAGAGUACGAGGUCGGGAAUUACUCCGAGGUGUUAAUUACGCUUCAGGAGCCGCAGGCAUCCGAGAUGAAACCGGAAACAACCUGGGUGAUCAUAUGGCAAUGAACCAACAAGUAGAGAAUUUUGCAAGGACAGUGGAGGUGUUGAGGAGGUUUUUUAGAGGAGAUAACUAUACAUUGAAUGCCUAUUUAAGCAAGUGCAUAUUCUAUGUGGGAAUGGGAAGCAAUGACUAUCUCAACAACUACUUCAUGCCUGACUUUUAUUCAACUCAUUCCGAUUUCACCCCUCAGGCCUAUGCUGCUGCCCUUCUCAAGGACUAUUUGCAACAAUUAACGAACUUGCAUGGAUUGGGAGCUCGAAAGAUAGUUGUGACAUCGGUUGGGCAGAUUGGAUGCAUACCAUAUGAGCUAGCGAGGUAUAAUGGCAAUGACAGCAAAUGCAAUGAAGAAAUCAACAAUGCCAUAACCAUUUUCAACACUGGGCUCAAGAGGCUUGUGGAUCAGUUCAACAAGGGGCAGCUGCCUGGAUCCAAGUUUGUUUACUUAGAUUCAUUUGCAAGCUCCAAAGAUCUUGUUGCCAAUGCAAGAAGAUAUGGGUUUGAGGUGGUGGAUAAGGGCUGUUGUGGGGUGGGGAAGAACAAUGGCCAAAUAACUUGUCUUCCUCUUCAACAACCAUGUGAUGAUCGGUCAAAGUAUAUAUUUUGGGAUGCAUUUCAUCCCACUGAAGUUGCAAAUAUUCUUCUAGCCAAGAAAGCUUUCAGUUCAACAUCCAAAGUCUUUGCUUAUCCCAUCAACAUUCAACAAUUAGCCAUGAUGUAGUAUUCAUCAUCUCCUCAUAUGCAUGAUAUCAUGGAUUGUUCUAUACAUGUAUGUCUUAAAUUAGCUCCUAUGUUUAAGAAAAUUGUCUUUUUCUUUGCUUCUUGUUUUGUAUGAAGAGAUUGAUGAAUGAAUAAAAGAAAAAUGUACUCUUGUUUUUGUUGCA
Molecule: messenger RNA, 1306 nt
Organism: Ipomoea triloba (trilobed morning glory)
Lineage: Eukaryota; Viridiplantae; Streptophyta; Magnoliopsida; Solanales; Convolvulaceae
Product: GDSL esterase/lipase At1g33811
Exons: 5
Coding region: 37-1143 (368 amino acids)
Molecular function (GO): hydrolase activity, acting on ester bonds
Source: RefSeq, a predicted model, not a curated record